AUGGUGGGAACCGGUUGCUCCGGAACCAAUGCAUACAGAUAUGGCACGAUGCGCGAAUGGGUGCUUUCGCUGACUGUUGUACUUGCUGAUGGAACAAUCAUCAAGACUCGACAGCGUCCCCGAAAGUCCAGUGCUGGCUAUGACCUGACCAAGCUUUUCAUUGGAAGUGAAGGCACUCUUGGGUUGGUAACAGAGGCAACCCUGAAGCUGACAGUCAAGCCCAAGAGCCAGAGUGUUGCAGUCGCAAGCUUUGGCUCCAUCCAAAAUGCUGCUGAGUGCGUGACCAACGUUGUGGAGGCGGGUAUCCCGGUGGCCGGUGUUGAGAUCUUGGAUGAUAUCCAGAUGAAGUGUAUCAAUGCCAGCAAGACAACCAGCCGCCAGUGGCAGGAGUCCCCCACUCUCUUCUUCAAGUUUACUGGAACCCCAGGUGCAGUCAAGGAACAGGUCAGUAUGGUACAGAAAAUUGUAUCUGGAACCUCAGGAAAGUCCUUUGAAUUUGCCCGUGGUGAAGAGGAGAUGCAAGAACUUUGGAGUGCCCGCAAGCAGGCCCUAUGGAGUGUCAUGGCAAUGAAGAGAACCCCCGAUGACCACGUCUGGACGACAGAUGUCGCGGUUCCAAUGAGCAAGCUGCCCGAUAUCAUCGAGGCUACCAAGGAAGACAUGACCAAGAGUGGCUUGUUGGCUGGAAUCUGUGGCCACGUUGGUGAUGGCAAUUUCCACGCCAUCAUCUUGUUCAAUGAGAGCGAAAAGAAAACAGCCGAAGGCGUUGUUCACCGCAUGGUGAAGCGUGCCGUGGAGAUGGAGGGCACUGUCACUGGCGAACAUGGCGUUGGUCUUGUCAAGCGAGACUACCUCGAACACGAGUUGGGUGAAUCUACAGUGGAUGCCAUGCGCCGCCUGAAAUUGGCCCUUGACCCGCUUCGCCUUCUCAACUGCGACAAGGUUGUUCGCACCGAGCAGCCGGCAGCCGGAGAAGUCAAGGAAUGGUAA
Messenger RNA from Penicillium nucicola, 990 nucleotides. Its product is annotated as FAD-binding oxidoreductase. Gene Ontology annotation, molecular function: FAD binding; D-lactate dehydrogenase (NAD+) activity; D-lactate dehydrogenase (cytochrome) activity. Gene Ontology annotation, biological process: lactate catabolic process. The transcript has 3 exons. The coding region runs from base 1 to 990 and encodes 329 amino acids. Lineage: Eukaryota; Fungi; Ascomycota; Eurotiomycetes; Eurotiales; Aspergillaceae. Gene Ontology annotation, cellular component: mitochondrion. The record is from RefSeq and is a predicted model, not a curated record.